CGAAAAUAAAUGGCAUUUAUAAUUUUAGGGGAAAAUUGCAAAAUACAUGCAAACCAAGUGAUAAUCGAUGAACAGCAUUCACUAGUGCUAGGGUUUUUCAGUUUGCAUCAUUGGCUGUAUGAAACGAUAAGAAUUCGGUCAAUUCGAUUCAGUCUAUUUUCGAAUCUCUUACGUUGGUUACAUUGUUGUUGUUAUUUUGCGGUGGGAUUAUGUCCAACAGCCGACAAGAGUUGACAGGUGACAUUUUGACAUAUGAUAGUAAUGAUUGACAUUUGGGAAAAUUACUGAGUUGAAAAAACUCGAAUUAUGGUUUCAACCAUGUAUUAUCUGACGAAGUUCUGUCGAAUUUGCGUGAAAUCCGACGAGAAAUUGGUUGAUUUACACAGUGCAGACUAUGAUUUAGUUAAAUUCAGUGAUAAAUUGAAGCUAUGCACAAACAUGGUUAUCAGCAAUCAAGACCUCUCGACAAGGAUUUGUAUGUCCUGUGUCAAAAAGCUGAGGGUCUCAUAUGUUUUUCAAAAUAUGUGCAGAAAAUCUGACCAACUAUUGCAGGGUUACUUGACAGAAUUGAUAGGUGUUGCAGAUUUCCCAAAAGAGAAAUUUGUUAAUUCUGAACUCAAGAUUGCUAUCUCACCUAUACCAAAAAUCAAAUUAGAAAACCAAUUGAACUCAGAAAUCACUGAGCCAAGUGACUAUCCCAUCAGUACAAUAUCUAGAAGUAUUAUAACACACAGAGUUAAGAAAAAGAGGGUGAGUAAAGGCCAAAGGUGCAGUCUGUUGAAGAAGCUUCUAUCUAAUAAAAAUAAGCAUGAAACAAAUUCUCAACAAACAAGUAAAAGCAAAGGAGGUUUGAAAGAUCUGCUAGUGUUUAUAAAAGAUUAUGAUUUUGGUUACAAAAUCUGUAACCCAACAAGGGAUUUUAAUGACAUUACACCAUUGGAUAAACUGGAGGAUUUCUCAAAAACAUUCUUCUAUACAGAUUUUACUGACUAUAGAGAGACAAUAUUAUCUGUGAUAAAUGAGCAUCAGUUUGAGUCCAGUGAUGAUGAUGAUAUGUUUAAUGCAUUUGAUGAGGAAGAAGACAAGAGAUUGUGGAGCAAGGAAACCAAAAACUUUGAAGAACUGAUAAUAGAGCCAGACAUCAAAAUCAAAACAGAAUUUACUGAUGAGAGUGAUUAUGAUUAUCUGCCAACAGAGUUUGUGCAGACUUGCUAUGAUGAAGAUGCUGUCUCUAAGCAAAGUGAGUUUGUAGACUUUGAAACUUACCUCACAAAAAGUCAAUCAGUUCCUGAAAGACAGGAGGUGGUAUCUACAAUAAACAACAAUAGGCUAAUGGGUCCGUCCAGCUUGGAUCUGCUGCAACAGUUCACAAGCAGAAAAGGUAAAACAAUCUCUCCAAAUAGCUUAAAGUGCAGAACAAGAGGGCAACCUUUCAUCAAUCCUCAACUCAUGGAGCAGUUCAAGAAGCGCAGUUUUAAAUGCAAAAUGUGCAACAGAAGCUUUAAAAGUCCCGGUUAUUUGCAUUCGCAUUGCACGAAAAUGGGACAUUAAUAUUAGUUUAAAUAUUUAUUUAUUUUAUUCGAAAUUAUAUGUAGGAGAAUAUGGUUUAUUGUGCAAUAUUGUAAAUCUUACUAAUUUAAUAAUUUGAUCUUGUAGAGUACAAAUAAUUUAAUCAUGUUCCUCAAAGCUAUAUUUUAUUUAUAAUAUUAAUUCUAUCAGCUUGUGAUAUAGGCAAUCAAAAUUUAUCGAAACGAUCAAAGCCAAACGUUUAAUGGAAUUUAGCUGAAACUGUCUUUGUUUACUGUAUAUCUUUGAGGGAACAUAAUUGUGCCAAUUUGCGCAAUUAAAAAUAUAUAUAAAAUCUAACUUUGCAUAAAGUACAAAAGAAAAAAAAGAUGUAAAGUUAUUGUUUUGUUUCUUUUAUUUGUUGCUAAAAGUGAUAGUUGUUAAGUGCACUGUAUAAAAUACAAACACAAUUAAAAUGAAUUAAGAAAAUAAGAAAAAAUCGAAAUAAGAUUUAGAUUUGUUAUAUGAGACUGUCCAAUGUAACUUCAAAUUAUUGUAAAUAAGUAUUUUGAUUUUUUAGUGGCUACAUCAAUUGAUUUUUUGUAGAAUACUGUUAUUAAUAUAUAUAUAAUGCGGAUUUAUUGCUGCGCAUCUUGGAAAUUUUUAAACGUGUUUCUCUGUGACUAUUAUAUUUAGUCAAAUGUAUAUGUCUAUAGUAACUUAGAUAUAUAUUAAACUACUAUUAUAUAAUA
This is a messenger RNA of Nicrophorus vespilloides, 2258 nucleotides long. RefSeq lists its product as uncharacterized. Gene Ontology annotation, molecular function: zinc ion binding. The transcript has 3 exons. Gene Ontology annotation, cellular component: nucleus. NCBI's taxonomy places the organism in Eukaryota, Metazoa, Arthropoda, Insecta, Coleoptera, Silphidae. The coding region runs from base 307 to 1551 and encodes 414 amino acids. The record is from RefSeq and is a predicted model, not a curated record.